CCAUUCACUGUGACUGGUCGACUCAAAUGAAAAAACCUUAAACCUCUCUAAAAACCGAACACACAACACAACACAAAACACUGAGCAUAGUCUUCAGUGUUAUCCUUCUUCCUUAUCUCAAUAAUCAAACAAUGUCGUCAACACUUUCAAUCCCACUCGGAUUCUGCUUCCCUCCAACCGUUGCUACCUCCUUCCCUCACUCCCAAACCAAACCCCAAAACGUUACUUUCCAACGCAGAAAAACAACAACGAAGGCUUGUGCUGCCUCAGAGAACCCCAACCAACGCCAAAACCCGAAGCAGAACCAGAAAGAGGCCAAAACCAAGAACGCUGGCGACGAUGAUGGCGAAAAGGGUAUCAACCCCGCUGGCUUUCUCGCCAAACGCGGCAUUUCCCACAAAGCCUUUGCGCAGUUCCUCCGUGAAAGGUAUAAAGUAUUGAAGGACAUGAAGGAUGAAAUUUUGAAACGGCAUGAGAACUUCAUGAUUUUGGCUUCUGGGUUUGAGUUACUGGGUAUGCAUCGUCAUCCAGAACAUCGGGUGGAUUAUAUGGAAUGGGCUCCAGGGGCCCGCUAUUGUGCAAUUAUUGGUGACUUCAAUGGGUGGUCACCUACAGAAGAUUGUGCAAGAGAGCAUUACUUUGGUCAUGAUGAUUUUGGAUACUGGUUUAUCAUUCUUCAAGAUAAGCUGAGAGAGGGAGAAGAGCCAGAUAAAUAUUAUUUUCAAAUGUAUAACUAUGUAGAUGAUUAUGAUAAAGGGGAUAGUGGUGUCUCUGUUGAAGAGCUCAUAAAGAAAGCAAAUGAAAAGUACUGGCAACCAGGAGAAGACCGAUUUGUAAAUAAUCGUUUUGAAGGGCCAGUAAAGUUAUAUGAGCAGAUAUUUGGUCCUAAUGGACCUCAAACCAUAGAGGACAUACCGGACAUACCAGAUCCAGAAACAAGAUACAAAGCAUGGGCUGCAGAGCAUGGACCUUCCCCUACUGCUGCGAUUGAUAGUGGCAAGGAGUAUGACAUAUAUAAUGUGAUAGUUGAUCCUCAAUGGCAAGAGAAAAUUCGUGCACUGGAACCUCCUGUACUGUACUGGUUUGAGACACGUAAAGGUAGGAAGGCUUGGAUGAAAAAGUAUAGUCCUGGCAUUCCUCAUGGCAGCAAGUACAGGGUCUACUUCAACACUGCAAAUGGACCGUUGGAGAGGGUGCCUGCUUGGGCUACAUAUGUCCAGCCAGAGGUAGAUGGAAGGCAAGCUUGUGCAAUCCACUGGGAACCAUCCCCUGAGCAAGCAUACAAAUGGAAAAAUAUGAGUCCCAAAGUACCAAAAUCCCUGCGGAUAUAUGAAGCUCAUGUUGGAAUUAGUGGUUCUGAGCCAAAAAUAUCCUCAUUCAAUGAUUUCACAGACAAGGUGCUUCCUUACAUUAAGGAAGCUGGAUACAAUGCCAUCCAGUUGAUUGGAAUUGUUGAACACAAGGAUUAUUUUACUGUUGGUUACAGAGUUACAAAUUUUUUUGCUGUUAGUAGUCGAUAUGGCACCCCUGAGGACUUUAAGCGAUUAGUUGACGAGGCCCAUGGACUAGGACUGCUCAUCAUCUUAGAAAUUGUCCAUUCAUAUGCAGCAGCAGAUGAGAUGGUCGGAUUGUCAAUGUUUGAUGGAUCUAAUGACUGUUUUUUUCGUUCUGGUAAACGAGGGCAACACAAAUUUUGGGGAACGAGAAUGUUCAAAUAUGGUGACCCUGAUGUUUUGCAUUUCCUCCUAUCAAACUUGAACUGGUGGAUUGUGGAGUAUCAAAUUGAUGGUUUUCAGUUCCAUUCAGUUUCAUCUAUGAUGUAUACUCACAAUGGUUUUGCUUCUUUUACUGGAGAAUUGGAGGAGUACUGCAACCAAUAUGUUGACAAGGAUGCGCUAGUAUAUCUUAUCUUGGCCAACGAGAUACUGCAUUCUCUUCACCCAAAUAUUAUCACAAUAGCAGAAGAUGCAACAUUUUAUCCUGGAUUAUGUGAGCCAACUUCUCAAGGUGGAUUGGGAUUUGAUUACUAUGUCAACCUUUCUGUGCCUGAUAUGUGGUCAACCUUUCUUGAGAGUGUUCCUGAUCAUGAAUGGAGCAUGACUAAGAUUGUUAACACAUUAGUUUCCAAUAGAGAACAUGCUGACAAGAUGCUUAUGUAUGCUGAAAAUCACAACCAGUCCAUAUCCGGAAGGCGAUCAUUUGCAGAAAUAUUGUUUGGUGAAAUAGAUGAGAAUUCAAAUCACUAUAAGGAAUCUUUAUUGAGGGGAUCUUCAUUACAUAAAAUUAUCCGAUUGAUCACAUUAACGAUUGGUGGUCGUGCCUAUCUGAACUUCAUGGGUAAUGAAUUUGGGCAUCCAAAGAGAGUUGAAUUUCCAACAUCAAGCAACAACAACUCGUAUUUGCUUGCCAAUCGUCAGUGGGAUCUUUUGACAAAAGAUGGAGUUCACCGUGAUUUAUUUGCUUUUGAUAAGGAUAUGAUGAAGCUGGAUGAAAAUGUCAAAGUGCUCUCACGAAAUAUUCCAAACAUUCACCAUGUGAAUGAUAGCUCAAUGGUCAUAUCUUACAUCAGAGGUCCCCUUCUCUUUAUUUUCAAUUUUCAUCCAAAAGAUUCUUAUGAUAGUUACAGCAUAGGUGUAGAAGAAGCUGGGGAAUAUCAAAUUAUUCUAAACACAGAUGAAAUAAAGUAUGGAGGUCAAGGGAUCCUUAAAGAAGAACAGUAUUUUCUAAAAACUAUCAGCAGAAGAGUUGAUGGCCUUCGAAACUGCUUAGAGGUGUCACUACCCAGCAGAACUUCUCAGGUUUACAAGUUAAGGCGGAUUUUGAGAAUAUAAGGCACACUGCAUCUAUGGAAGUAACUUUCAACCAGAAUUUCAUGACAUUUUACCACUGAAUGCUUUUCUUUGGUAUGUCUACCAAUGUAAGAAAAGGAUAAGAUUAAAUAUGAUCCACAGCAUACAUGUAAAUCUACAUGAAGGAGCAGAUGUUAAUUGAACGGGUUGAUGGAAAGCCACUUUCUAAGUUGUGGGUUAUUCUAAAAUCCCUGUGAAAGCUUUCAGAGCAAUGAAUCCUAAUCCUAAAUUUAUACAGAUGCAAGAUACUGAAAUAUGGCACUUCAUGUUUUAAUUACAUAAAACUAAGAUCAUGCUUGCAAACCCCAUUGAUUCAUGUACCACAAAUGUGCUAGGUUCUGUGUAGAGUUGCUUUAGGCUUAUGAGGUGGUUUUUAGGAGGAGGAUUUUAUAGGAUAGGAAUAUUUGUUUUUUCAUAUUUAAGUAUUUAACAUUAUAUUCAUAAAGCAAAGGGGAGUGAGGUGAUUUUUUUUAUUGAUGUAAUUAAAGCCAUUAGUUGCACUGGGACUGACUUGUUGGUUUCUUUUACCUUAAAUUAUAGUUAUGCAUGUAUUGUCUGUA
This is a messenger RNA of Glycine soja, 3409 nucleotides long. Its product is annotated as 1,4-alpha-glucan-branching enzyme 3, chloroplastic/amyloplastic. Gene Ontology annotation, molecular function: 1,4-alpha-glucan branching enzyme activity; cation binding; hydrolase activity, hydrolyzing O-glycosyl compounds. Gene Ontology annotation, biological process: glycogen biosynthetic process. The transcript is spliced from 21 exons. Gene Ontology annotation, cellular component: cytoplasm. The record is from RefSeq and is a predicted model, not a curated record. The coding region runs from base 132 to 2831 and encodes 899 amino acids. NCBI's taxonomy places the organism in Eukaryota, Viridiplantae, Streptophyta, Magnoliopsida, Fabales, Fabaceae.